AGGCUAGUUCUCUUCAAGUUGAAUAACUCAUCCUCAAUACUUAAAAAUGGCUACUACACUAGCACUUCAGUUCCUCACAGUGGUUCUUUUCUUCUUUAUGAUUGGCCAAGACAUCAAUGCCAGAGACUUGAAGGUGGAGUUGCAAGAUCAGGAUCAAGUGGACUCGAAUGAUAAACCUUACAUGACUCAAUAUUUCAAACACGAAGCCAAGAACCAAGAUUACACUACCGGGUACAAGAUUUAUAGCCAUGAAUCCAAUGAACCUUACAUAACUGGCUAUGGUAGACAUCAAGUCAAACAACCAGAUUUCAAUGGACCUUACAUAACUCAAUAUAGUAAACAUGAAGCCAAGAAUCCAGGUUACACUACCGGGUACAAGACCCAUACCCAUGAAUCCAAUGAACCUUACAUAACAACCUAUGGUAGACAUGAAUCUAAACAACCGGAUUCCAAUGCACCUUACAUAACUCAAUAUUUCAAACACGAAGCCAGGAACCCAGAUUACACUACCGGGUACAAGACCCAUACCCAUGAAUCCAAUGGACCUUACAUAACUGCCUAUGGUAGACAUGAAGCCAAACAACCAGAUUCCAAUGGACCUUACAUAACUCAAUAUGGUAAACAUGUAGCCAAGGACGCAGAUUACACUACCGGGUACAAAACUUAUACUCAUGAAUCCAAUGGACCUUACAUAACUUCCUACAAUAGACAUGAAACCAAACAACUAGAUUCCAAUGGACCUUACAUAACUCAAUAUGGUAAACAUGAAGACAAGAACCCAGAUUACACUACCGGGUACAAUACUCAUACUCAUGAAUCUAAUGAACGUUACAUAACUCCCUAUGGUAGACAUCAAGCCAAACAACCGAAUUCCAAUAGACCUUACAUAACUCAAUAUGGUACACAUGAAGCCAAGAACCCAGAUUACACUACCCGGUACAAGACCCAUACCCAUGAGGCCAAAGGACCUUACAUAAGUGCCUAUGGUAAUCAUGACGCCAAACAAUCAGAAUCCAAUGGACCUUACAUAACUCAAUAUGGUAAACAUGAAGCCAAGAACCAAGAUUACACUACUGGGUACAAAACCCAUACCCAUGAAUCCAAUGAACCUUACAUAACUGCCCAUGGUAGACAUGAAGUCAAACAACCGGAUUCCAAUGGACCUUACAUAACUCAAUAUGGUAAACAUGAAGCCAAGAACCCAGAUUACACUACCGGGUACAAGACCCAUACCCAUGAAUCCAAUGAACCUUACAUAACUGCCUAUGGUAAACAUGAAGCCAAACAAUUGGAAACCAAUGGACCUUACAUUACUCAAUAUGGUAAAUAUGAAGCCAAACAACAAGAAUCCAAUGGACCUUACAUAGCUUCUUAUGGUAAACAAGAUGCAAAGCAAGCAGAUUACCUUAUCGGAUACAUAUCUGCUGGAAAUGAUCCAAAAGGCCCCCCAUCAACCAACUCAAAAGAUCUAGAAGGCCACCCAUCUCUUAACUUGGAUCGCACAGAAGCUUUCAAGGUAGGAUUUUUCAAUUUGGAUGAUCUUUAUGUUGGAAAUGUAAUGACCCUUCAAUUUCCCAUCCAAGAGAUUUCACGUUUCCUCUCAAAAAAAGAGGCUGACUCAAUUCCUCUCGCAAUGUCACAACUCCCAAGUGUUUUUCAACUUUUCUCAAUCCCUGAAGAUUCUCCUCAAGCUAAAUCCAUGUUAGGAUCACUUGAACAGUGUGAAGCGGAAACCAUUACAGGGGAGACAAAGACUUGUGUAAACUCCCUAGAGUCCAUGCUCGAAUUUGUUGACACGAUCAUUGGUUCAUACGCGAAACAUAAUAUUCUCACUACCACCAAACCCUCAUCGACAGCCAUCCCUUUACAGAAUUACACCAUUUUGGAAGUAUCACAUGAUAUUGAUGCUCCCAAAUGGGUAGCUUGUCAUCCCCUCUCAUAUCCAUAUGCCAUUUACUUUUGUCAUUACAUAGCUACAGGGACUAGAGUGUUCAAGGUCUCACUUGUUGGUGAUGCGAAUGGAGAUAAAAUGGAAGUUGUUGGAAUUUGUCAUUUGGACACAUCUGAUUGGAACCCAGAUCAUAUUGUAUUUAGGCAGCUUAGGGUUACCGCUGGGAAGAACUCUCCAAUGUGUCACUUCUUACCUGUGAACCAUCUUAUGUGGGUUCCAAUGCAGCCUUCAAAAGCCACCAUGUGAAGUGAGUUGGUCUAUCUAAACUUGUAUAAUAAAGGUUUAUCAAUCUCACUAGUGAUACUAGUGAUUGAUGAGUGAUGACCAAUUUCAUGUUUGUAUGUCUUGUUUUUUUGGAGGAAACAUGUUUGUAUGUAUUGUUAUUGCUACUUUUUUAUGCAUAAAUAAAUUAAAAAUUAUGAUAGGUAGAAA
Messenger RNA from Medicago truncatula (barrel medic), 2383 nucleotides. RefSeq names its product BURP domain-containing protein 12. The coding region runs from base 47 to 2197 and encodes 716 amino acids. Lineage: Eukaryota; Viridiplantae; Streptophyta; Magnoliopsida; Fabales; Fabaceae. The transcript has 2 exons. The record is from RefSeq and is a predicted model, not a curated record.